UAUAUCCAGUGGAGAGAGAGUUAUCUAUCAAAAACCCAUGUGUGGCGGACAUCCUUCUCCUCUUGCCUCCCCCCUUCUUUCAUUGAAUUGAGAUCUUUAACAUUUAGUACACGACCCAUGGCUGCUUCUUUCUCUCCCACAACCCUUCAACUCAACAAAUCCUAUUUCCUUGGCCAAACCCAUUUCUCCAAAACACCAUCAUCUUCCCCAUUUCCCAAAACCCUUAAAAUCACAGCCAAAUUCAACCUAUUUGAGAUCCUAGGAGGCAGAGGUCUCUGCAAUGGGGAAGCAGGCCUCGAUCAAGAACUGAAAAAGCCCAUAACCACCCAAGAACAGCAACCACCACCACCACAAAUCCCCACCAAAGAUCCACAAAAGUCAGCAUCAUCAGCGGCCGAGAUCAUCCCAGAAGAUGGCUUCGAAAAGGAGCUCAUGGGCUUGACUGGUGGCUUCCCAGGUGGUGAAAAGGGGCUGCAGAAAUUCAUUGAGAAAAAUCCACCUCCCAAAAAGAUUCAAAAACCCACCACUCAAGAAUUGGCCACGAUUGAGUUCAGGCAGAGCUUGACCAGGAAGCCCAGAGCACCCGAGCUGCCAUUGCUGAUGCCUGGCAUGAUUGCCAUAGUGAAGAAUGAGAACAACCCUUAUUACAUGUACUGUGGGAUUGUGCAGAGGAUCAGUGAUGGAAAAGCUGGGGUGCUCUUCGAAGGCGGGAAUUGGGACCGGUUGAUCACGUUCAGGCUCGACGAGCUUGAACGCCGCGAAAAGGGUCCUCCCAUGGUUAACCCUAGGUCUGUUAUACUUGAAGCUUUGAUGGAGGAGAAAGAUUCUUGAUUGUUGAUCUCACUGCAGUGUUCCAAAAGUCGGCCGCCUAGGCGCUAGGCAGUGGUUCAAUGUCUAGAUUAGGAAGCCGACCAGGCAGUGCCUAGUCCCCACCUUAGUGCUAGGUGGCCAACUAGUCGCCUAACAAUUUUUAGAACAUUGGAUCUUAGAACCAUUUUGUUUGUGCAGUCCAUAUGUGAAUGCAUCUAUUACUACAUGUAUCGAAUAACAGAACUCUGGCUGGCUUGCGGGAGUGGUUGUGAGACUUUCUUUUUCAAAGCUAAUUCAAUCUGUUGUCAGUUUCUAAAA
Molecule: messenger RNA, 1128 nt
Organism: Rhododendron vialii
Lineage: Eukaryota; Viridiplantae; Streptophyta; Magnoliopsida; Ericales; Ericaceae
Product: NAD(P)H-quinone oxidoreductase subunit S, chloroplastic
Exons: 1
Coding region: 118-831 (237 amino acids)
Biological process (GO): photosynthetic electron transport chain
Source: RefSeq, a predicted model, not a curated record